CCACCGCGCGCGCCGCACGUGUACAAUGCAGCUGUAACUGUCGAGAGCCCCAUGCAUCCGACGCGACACAAGUGAGGCUCGGCUCGGUCGUUCGUUAUCGUAUGUAAUCAGCGCCUGACCCCGAUGGCCUUUUGCAGAUGCCGACCGUCGAUUCACGAGCAGCGGCGGUUUUAUCACAUCUUAGAAAAUGACUGAAGGUGAUCGUCAACAUGGGAAGCCGAUGUGCGUCCGUAUCUGGCUGGAGGUGGGUCACGCGUGCGAGCCGCGGCGGUCGGCAGGCGGGCGCGCGCUGUCGCUGGACUGGCGCGUGUGGGUGCGCGGCGCGCGCGGCGACGUCAGCGCCUUCGUGCACAAGGUGGUGUUCCACCUGAACCCGCCCAGCGCCUUCGUCUACCCCAAGCGCGUGUUACAGGAGCCACCGUACGAGAUAAAGGAGUCGGGGUGCGCGUCGAUAGACAUCCCCAUACACGUGUACCUGAAAUUCGCCGGGAAACCCAGGAAGAUCCGUCUCCGGUACAGUCUACACAUCGAGAGCAAUGACAAGACCCACUCGGAAUCCAAAUGCGUGUAUUACGACUUCGAAAACCCGUCGGAACCGUUAUACAGCGCUCUCAUGAAGGGCGGAGGGGAACUCAUCGCCAAGGCCAGCGAUACCAGGGACUCCAACAACAAACUCAUUGUCCUUUUCUCCGAUGACGAUCGCACCAAGAUCAAACCCGUCAAACCCAAGGGCUACAAGUUCGUCGAACCCAUCCGGUGUAAACACGAACCCAAACGGAGACCUAAAAAAUUCACCCUAGAGGCCAUAUGCACGAAAUGCGGGGAGUCCAUCGACGCCGAUUUUAAAAAGCAACUUCGGACGUUGUCUAUGACGGAGGACGAGAUAAAUCGUAUCGCUAAACUGUACAUAUCGUAUACAAGCUACGAGAAGACCGGCCGACUGCCGCUGCCUCCGAUAUCGGAUCCCAUUUACACUGUACCGGAGUUACCUGUGUCGUUGCGAGGCGCCCUGACGAGUAUAGAGUCAGACUAUACGAUGAAAUGAGGGAUAUUUCAUAGUACAAAUGAAUGUGGCCUAUAGCAGUGAUAGUCGAAUCUACUAAUCUACAAGGAUCUUGCGGUACUUCGAUAAUCGAUAUCAUGGGGGACGGGAAAUGUUUGUUAAUCAAAAUAAAAUAAUAAAAUUACACCCGGUAGGUAUGAUUCAGAAUUUGGCCACACAAAAAUGAUACUUGGGUAAUGUUUAAAAUUGACGUGGCAUAAAACAGCUACAUAAUAUCUCAAGUGAUGCGGCGUUCCGCGUCCUUUUGGCCAAGCGUCAAAGCAUCCUUGCAGGAUUGUAGUUACUAGUUGAACCACAGAAUAUAUAUUAGUAGUACCAAGUUGAACUGUAAAUAGUAGGUCAUUUGAAAUGUUCUGUGAUGACGAAAUAUGACUAUUUAUUAUAAAUAUUUUAUUUAUUAUGAUAGAUGGAGUAAUAUAAUUAUUU
Aricia agestis (brown argus) is the source of this 1489-nucleotide messenger RNA. Its product is annotated as protein ENL-like. NCBI's taxonomy places the organism in Eukaryota, Metazoa, Arthropoda, Insecta, Lepidoptera, Lycaenidae. Gene Ontology annotation, cellular component: super elongation complex. The transcript is spliced from 3 exons. The record is from RefSeq and is a predicted model, not a curated record. Gene Ontology annotation, biological process: regulation of DNA-templated transcription. The coding region runs from base 188 to 1045 and encodes 285 amino acids.